Molecule: messenger RNA, 2403 nt
Organism: Camelus dromedarius (Arabian camel)
Lineage: Eukaryota; Metazoa; Chordata; Mammalia; Artiodactyla; Camelidae
Product: protein FAM47A-like
Exons: 1
Coding region: 1-2403 (800 amino acids)
Biological process (GO): protein localization to chromatin; transcription initiation-coupled chromatin remodeling
Cellular component (GO): chromatin
Source: RefSeq, a predicted model, not a curated record
AUGGCGGACAAGAAGUGGCUGCUAGGACCAGGGCCGCUGGAACCAAUGCCCCUGGGCAUGAACUGCAAGCCCUGGUACAGAGACAAGUUACCUUCCAAGUGUUUCGCAAAGCACAAGAAGGCGCUCCUGAAGUUCCCCACCUCCCUGGACGGCCGGCGGUGGGUAUUUGUGAAAGAGGGGCUGGCCGACUUCCGGAAGGGCUGCCCACCUUGUGAAGAUGUGAUCCCUGGUGGCCCUGAGGAGGGCUUUGUCCCUGUGAUUGCUCACAGAGUUCCCCAGCUGGGCCCCAAAAAGGGUCAGAGAAAGCUGCCCAAGACAGCAAACCUGUCUUCCACGCUCUCGCCAGCCCAGCCAGCACGGAAGGCAUUUGUGGAGGACAUCGAAGCCCACCUGACCGAACAUCCCUUGGCUCUCUACCCAAAUCUGGAGGAAGAUCUACCUGCAGACCUCUUAUUAAAGGUACUGGAAGUGCUCGAUCCUGACAGGAAGCUGAAGGAUACAUGGGCUUAUUGUGAAGGCCCCAGGAAGAGAACAAAGCCCUCCACAAAGCUUCGUAAAAAACGUCCUGCCAAGGUCUACGUGGAACCUAUCGAGAGGGCUCCCAAGUCAUAUCCAUCCAGUUUGCAUUAUAAGGACAGGAAGCCAAGCAGCUUCCUGGAAUUUCUCGAGAAGAUUGCUGACUCACAUCCAGCCAGUCUGCAUCAUGAGGGCAAGAAGUCAAGCAUCGAUCCAGAACCUCUCGAGCAGGCUCCUGAGUCAAAGCCAGCCAGUUUGCAUCACAAGCGCAAGAAAGCACACAUCUACCUGGAAUUUUUCAAGAAGGCUCCUGAGUCACAUCCAGUCAGUUUGCAUCAGGAGGACAAGUCCAACAUCCACCCGGAACUUCUCGAGAAGGCUCCUGAGUCACAUCCAGCCAGUCUGCAUCAGGAGGACAAGUCCAACAUCCACCCGGAACUUCUCGAGAAGGCUCCUGAGUCACAUCCAGCCAGUUUGCAUCACGAGGGCAGGAAGUCAAGCAUCUGCCCGGAACCUCUCGAGAAGGCUCCUGAGUCACAUCCAGCCAGUCUGCAUCACGAGCGCAGGAAGUCAAGCAUCAACCCGGAACCUCUCGAGAAGGCUCCUGAGUCACAUCCAGCCAGUCUGCAUCACGAGCGCAGGAAGUCAAGCAUCUACCCGGAACCUCUCGAGAAGGCUCCUGAGUCACAUCCAGCCAGUUUGCAUCACGAGCGCAGGAAGUCAAGCAUCUACCCGGAACCUCUAGAGAAGGCUCCUGAGUCACAUCCAGCCAGUUUGCAUCACGAGCGCAGGAAGUCAAGCAUCUACCAGGAACCUCUCGAGAAGGCUCCUGAGUCACAUCCAGCCAGUUUCCAUCACGAGGGCAGGAAGUCAAGCAUCCACUUAGAACCUCUCGAGAAGCCUCCAGAGUCACGUCGAUCCAGUUUCCAUCACGAGGACAAGAAGUCAAGCAUCCACUUAGAACCUCUCGAGAAGCCUCCAGAGUCACGUCGAUCCAGUUUCCAUCAUGAAGACAAGAAGUCAAGCAUCCACUUAGAACCUCUCGAGAAGCCUCCAGAGUCACGUCGAUCCAGUUUCCAUCAUGAAGACAAGAAGUCAAGCAUCUACCCGGAACCUCUGGAGAAGCCUCCUGAGUCACAUCCAGCCAGUCUGCAUCAUGAGGACAGUAACUCAAGCAUCUACUCGGAACCUCCUGAGAAAGCUCCUGAGUCACAUCGAUCCAGUUUGCAUCGUAAGGACAGGAAGUCAAGCAGAAAGGAUUCACUCACUGAUCCUCGUACUUCUAGAAAAAUACCCAAAGGAAUUCGUCAAUUCUGCAAAUGGGUUGCUACUUUUGGAGACUUGGGCAUUGAUGAAGAGUUCAUCAUGAAAAAGUGUGAGGUUAAAUGUGAGUGCCCACCAACCUAUGGUACAGGCUGCAUCAAGAAAGUAACCAAGGUUCCUUCAGAGGUCAAACACUGCAUAGGGCUAAAUGAAAUGGAGGAGAGAAAAUUCUCAAUCGAGGAGCGAAACUGGGAGAGGAAACUCCAGAAACCAGAGAAUCCUUAUAAACCCAACUGGGUGAAGAUGAGGUAUGGCGCAUGGUAUCUGAAGCCCAAGUUGUGGAAAAAGCUAAUCAAUGAUGAACCUUUGACGGACCCCAAGGGCUUACUUGGAACUCAAGGCGGGUGUUUUGGAAGGAGGCUUCCUGAACAGGACAUUCUUGAAGAUCUUUAUGGAACAAUUGCCUUUAAAGAUUACAUUCUAAGCAAGGGGUACGAGAUGCCAGACAUCCUUGAGAGGUUGUUUAUCAGGAAGGGAUGGACCUAUGAUUCUGUUAAGACUCCUAUACAAAGAGUAAUAAAAAUGACCUUAAACAAAGAAGAGGAUACAUGCGAAGAUGGUUAG